AAUAUCUGGUUUUCGAACUCCCAACGGUCAGAUAUAGUCUCUCUGACCCUUUCAUCUUCCUAAAGAAAAUCAUAUUCAUAUCCAUCUCUGGAGCAAUUGGAAGAGAAAGAAACAUCCAAUAGAAAUAAUGGGCAUGCAGCUGAUGAGGACUUCUAGAUUUCAUCACCAUCUUCUUCAUCCCGAAAGCACUUCUACCCCUCCCACAAAAGCACUUUUUGGUUUAGGACAUGUCAACAGCAGAAGCAUAGUAAACAUCAAAAGAAGAAAUCAAAUUUAUGGGAUUGUGGCUUCAAGCAAUUUGGCUUCACCACUAUGGGACAGCUGGAAGCCUGAGAAGGGUUCCGCUGCUCCUUCUCUCAGUGACAUUACCUGGCCUUCUGCAGGGGCUUUUGCAGCAAUGGCAAUAUUGGGGAGGAUGGAUCAGAUAUUAGCACAAAAAGGAAUGUCAAUGACAAUUGCACCUUUAGGGGCAGUUUCUGCAGUCCUCUUUGCCACUCCAUCCUCUCCUGGUGCUCGGAAGUACAAUAUGUUCAUGGCACAAAUAGGUUGUGCAGCAAUUGGUGUACUGACAUUUUCCACAUUUGGCCCAGGAUGGCUUGCUAGGAGCGUUGCCCUAGCUGCAUCCGUUGCUUUCAUGAUUUGCACACGUUCCGCACAUCCACCUGCUGCAAGCUUGCCUUUACUCUUCAUCGAUGGAGCGAAGUUCCAUAACUUGAGUUUCUGGUAUGCUUUGUUCCCGGGCACCGCUGGAUGCGUUCUUCUUUGCUUGAUUCAAGAAAUAGUGUUAUACUUGAAGGAAAACUUCAAAUUUUGAUCAUCUGGAAGCAAACACAUGCUUGGCUACUCACAUAGUUGGAGACAUCGUACAUUCCUUCAUCUCAAGUUCAAUAUUCAAGGAAAUGCACCCCAUAUAGAAAUGAAAAGCAAAACUCGAAUACAACUAAAGGUCAGUAAGUCUUGGGUUCGACUGCGCACCCGAAUCUCCUUAGGGACGCAUGAAAUUAAGUCCAAAGGAGUUUGUUGCCCACAAUUAUAUUGUAGUUCUAUUGUAAAACGUGAUCUAAAUUAUUCUCCUCUACACCAA
Messenger RNA from Malus domestica (apple), 1084 nucleotides. RefSeq lists its product as uncharacterized. NCBI's taxonomy places the organism in Eukaryota, Viridiplantae, Streptophyta, Magnoliopsida, Rosales, Rosaceae. The record is from RefSeq and is a predicted model, not a curated record.